Saprolegnia parasitica CBS 223.65 is the source of this 822-nucleotide messenger RNA. RefSeq lists its product as hypothetical. Lineage: Eukaryota; Oomycota; Saprolegniomycetes; Saprolegniales; Saprolegniaceae. Gene Ontology annotation, biological process: ubiquitin-dependent protein catabolic process; positive regulation of proteasomal ubiquitin-dependent protein catabolic process; protein polyubiquitination. Gene Ontology annotation, molecular function: ubiquitin protein ligase activity; ubiquitin conjugating enzyme binding; zinc ion binding. The record is from RefSeq and is a predicted model, not a curated record. The transcript is spliced from 2 exons. Bases 1 to 822 code for a protein of 273 amino acids. Gene Ontology annotation, cellular component: ubiquitin ligase complex; cytoplasm.
AUGACGAUGAUGCGCGUCUGCAACGACUGCUUUCGCCAGUAUCUGACGCACAAGAUCCACAAUGGCCAAGUCGCAUCACAGCAACUCGUGUGCCCUGGCCAUUGCCGGCGACCCAUUCCAAGCGACACGAUUCUGCAGGUCGUGGCACCAACUCUUGUCGAAAAGUACACUCGGUUUCGCCAAGCGAUCGCGCACCGCGAGGCAGGUCUCGGCUACUGCCCUCGGCCGCAGUGUGGCCAGCCGCUCUUGCUGGCAUCAUCGCGCCAAAACGAGCGCCGCGUCGACUGCACGAGCUGCCAGCAGUCGUCGUGCCGUGACUGCGGCAACGCGUACCACUGGUGGCCGCAGUGCGACCGCGCAUAUCGCUUGUGGUGCCGCACGCACGCGGCGCAACGCUGUCCGUCGUGCUCGGCGACGAUCCAGAAAAGCGGCGGCUGCAGCCACAUGACGUGCACGUACUGCCAGCACCACUUUUGCUGGCGCUGUCACGUUAGUUGGCAAGACCACACGGAAGCACGCUGUUGGCCACUCGCGUGCUGGCGCUCCAAGCACUGGGCUUUCGGCCCGACGGCGCCUGUCCGGCUCGUCACCAAGACGGUCGCGGCCACCGUCGGCGCGAGCGCAGUUGUCGCUGCGGGCGCGGUCGUCGCCGGCGUCGUCGUUGGCCUCGCCGCCGUCGCGGCACCGCCACUCGCCGUCUACUGCGGCCUCCGCGCCCUCCGUCGCGACCCGGAAAAAGGGCUCGUCAUCAACACUCGAGAGUACCGCCGCCAGCAGCGCACCACCCGUCGUGCUCGACAUGCUCGCCUUCCUCUCCAUUAA